AAUUACGCUAUGCUCUCUCUCUAGUCUUUUAUUACUCUGUCUUGCCCUGUCGCGAAAUCUUCUCUAAUCAGUAAUCCCCAGAGUUAACUAGUAUUUAAGCAACCCAUUUCUAUACAUAUUACACUAUCUCCACACUACCAUUAAUCCUAUACAAUUUUUUGUCCAUCUUCUCAAUAUUCAUUGUCUUCUCUCUACUAUCAUCUUUCAUUUCAUCUUCUCAUAACAUUUUCCGGCCACAUACACUUUGAGAUACUUACCGGGGAAAAAACACACACACACAUAGUGUGAUGGCCGGAGAGCGUUCAUUGGAGGAGACACCGACGUGGGCGGUGGCGGUGGUCUGCUUUGUGUUGGUUCUGAUAUCAAUCAUCAUUGAGCAUGUCAUUCAUCUCAUUGGACAUUGGCUAAAAAACAAGGACAAGCCUGCCCUUUUUGAGGCACUUGAAAAGAUCAAAGGAGAGUUGAUGGUGUUGGGGUUUAUUUCAUUGCUCCUAACAAUAGGUCAAGACUACAUUUCUGAAAUAUGUAUUUCCAAGAAAGUUGGAAAUUCUUGGCAUCCUUGCCAGAAAGAUAAAGAAGACGACGAAAAACCAGAUCCAAAAUAUGAAAACAGUUGCACGAAAAGGGGUAUGGUACAAUUUGUGUCUGCAUAUGGUAUCCAUCAACUCCAUAUAUUCAUCUUUGUGUUAGCCAUUUCUCAUGUGCUCUACUGUAUCGCCACCUUAGCUAUGGGAAAACUCAAGAUGAGAAAAUGGAAGGCUUGGGAGGAUGAAACAAGGACACUAGAGUACCAAUACUACAAUGAUCCUGAGAGGUUCAGAUUUGCAAGAGAGACAUCAUUCGGACGUAGGCAUCUAAAUUCCUGGAGCGAAUCCUCGAUUCUCCUCUGGAUUGUAUGUUUCCUUAGACAAUUCUACACAUCAGUUACAAAAGUUGACUAUCUGACACUGAGGCAUGGUUUUAUCAUUGCACAUUUAGCACCUCAAAGUCAAACAAAAUUUGACUUCCAAAAAUACAUUAGCAGAUCACUUGAAGACGAUUUCAAAGUUGUUGUGGGAAUAAGCCCAAUAAUAUGGCUCUUUGCAUUGUUGUUCCUAUUGUCCAACACCCAUGGAUGGGUUUCAUAUUUCUGGCUACCAUUUAUCCCUCUGAUUAUACUCCUAAUGGUGGGAACAAAGCUGCAGGUGAUCAUAACAAAGAUGGGGUUGAGAAUUCAAGACAGAGGGGGUGUUGUAAAGGGUGCACCAGUAGUUCAACCAGGGGAUGACCUGUUCUGGUUCAACCGGCCUCGCCUCAUUCUCUUCUUGAUUCACUUUGUUCUCUUCACUAAUGCAUUUCAGUUGGCUUUCUUUGUCUGGAGUUGGUAUGAAUUUGGCUUGCGCUCAUGCUACCACGAACGCCUUGAAGAUAUAAUCAUCAGGCUCUCAAUGGGGUUCAUUGUACAAUUUCUGUGCAGCUAUGUGACUCUUCCUCUUUAUGCCUUGGUCACACAGAUGGGAUCUAGGAUGAGACCAAACAUUUUCAGUGACAAAGUGGCAAGUGCUCUAAAAAACUGGCAUCACACUGCAAGAAAGCACACCAGACAUGGCAGACACUCGGAGAACAUCACACCAUACUCAAGCAGGCCAGCAACUCCAGCGCGCAGCGUGUCCCCAGUUCACAUGUCCCCUGUUCAUCUCCUGCGUGACUACCAAAACAAUGUCGAUGACAGCCUUCAAACGUCGCCAAGGGCAUCAAACAUAGACAAUAAAGUCUCGGACCUUGAAUUGUCCCACUUCCAACGCCACCAUGAUGUCGAUGAUUUUACAGAGAAUGGACAUGGUGAUCAACCAGAACAGGAAACACCACAACCAAGUUCCAUGAAAGAGCCUUCUGCACCAAGUUUUAAUAAAGCUCAACAUGAAAUUCAAAUUAGUUUAAGUGAUUUUUCAUUUGAUAAGAGAUGAUUAUGCUUUAGGAAAUUGGUCACAAGGCAAUAUUGUUAUCCAUCAAUAUUGUUAUACAUCCAAAGUUUAUUUGUUAUUUUUGCAAUAAAUUUUUUUCAAUGUUUCAACAUUGAACUUGAGCACUUCAUUUGCUUCUGAUAUAAUAAUUUUUUGCU
Cornus florida is the source of this 2101-nucleotide messenger RNA. RefSeq names its product MLO-like protein 12. Bases 288 to 1946 code for a protein of 552 amino acids. Gene Ontology annotation, cellular component: membrane. Gene Ontology annotation, biological process: defense response. The record is from RefSeq and is a predicted model, not a curated record. The transcript is spliced from 15 exons. Lineage: Eukaryota; Viridiplantae; Streptophyta; Magnoliopsida; Cornales; Cornaceae.